This is a messenger RNA of Paramecium pentaurelia, 885 nucleotides long. NCBI's taxonomy places the organism in Eukaryota, Ciliophora, Oligohymenophorea, Peniculida, Parameciidae. The record is from the annotation of a GenBank genome assembly.
UAUGUAAACUCUUGUGGGUACCAAAAAAGGAUAAAUUUAUCAUCUUGAAAUCAAUAGACCUAAAUAACUGUACAUCCUAUUAAUAAUCCUAGCAAUGCUAUGUCAAGUCAACUCUUUCAAGAUUUCAAGACUGUCGUCGAUAUUAUUAAUUAAACUGAUGAUGUUAGAGUUGUAGUAUUGACAGGAAGAGGAAAACAUUUCUGUGCUGGUCUUGAUCUCAAAGAAGCUCCAUAAAUGUUCUAAGUACUCAAUUAAAUUUAUUAUUACCUAGUUUCCAGAUGAAUUAGAUUAAGCAAGAAGAUCAAUUAGAAUCUAUGAUCUAAUCAAGGAUUGGCAAUUUGCUAUGACUUCAUUAUCUAGAAUCAGAGUCCCUGUAAUAGUAGGCAUAUAAGGAUACUGUUUGGGUGGUGGUAUUGAUCUAAUUACUUCUGCUGAUAUUAGAUAUUGUUCGGAAGAUGCAAAUUUCUCAAUCAAAGAAAUUGAUAUAGGAAUGUAAAUUAACAUUCAUUCAUUUUUUAGGGCAGCUGAUAUAGGAACACUUUAAAGAUUGGGUGUAUAGAAUGCUAAUACAUCACUCUUUAGAGAAUUGGCAUAUACAGGAAGAAUUUUUAAUGCUUAAGAGGCCUUAUCAUUGGGUUUAGUUAGCAAAGUAGUUAAGAAUGAUUAGUUAAAUGAUGAGAUUUUUAAGCUUGCUGAGAUCAUAGCUUCAAAGUCUCCUGUAGGAUGCUAUACAAUUAAAAGCAUUGUGACUAGAGAAUAAAAUUUAGAUUCUUAAUUAGAUGUUAUGGCAAGAACAAAUAUGGCCAUGCUUUUUACAAAUGAUAUGGCUACUGCAAUUACAGCUUCAAUGACAAAAGGAAAAGCUGAAUUUCCAAAAUUAUGAGU